UGACAUCCAGAUUUGAGUGGACGCGGCGGGCCGCCGCGCACGAAUCCCAUGAUCCCAUCAAUGCCCUUCCUCGAUUCCAACUCUGCGAGAAAAGCUAAAAUAAUCGGACCCAUCUCUUGGACCGUGCGAUCGCCCCCCUCCGCCGCCGCCCACGGAUCAACGCCACGCCACCACGCCGGAAGACCGGGAUCGUGACGGCCACAUGGACAUGGCUACGGCGGCCGCCGCGUUGCCAUGGGUUUGUCCCCAUUCCUCAUCUUCUUUCCUAUUAACCCCCGCGGCCCCGCCCCUGCUUUCCUUGCUCGCGCUUUAGGUAGAAUACAUACAUAUCUUCUGCUCAGACAAGUUCGACCGUCCAUGGAGGUUCUUGGUUUCGCGGCAAUGGGAGGCGGUUCCCCGGCGUGGAUCGACGUGCCUGAGCGGAGCAAGAGCGCGUUCAUGGAGCUGAAGCGGAGGAAGGUCCACCGGUAUGUGAUCUUCAAGAUCGACGACAGUAGAGAGGAGGUCGUCGUCGACAAGAUCGGCGCGCCCGGGGAGAGCUACGACGACUUCACGGCGUCGCUACCGACCGAUGAUUGCCGGUACGCCGUCUACGAUCUGGAUUUCGUAAGCGACGACAACUGCCGGAAAAGCAAGAUUUUCUUCAUCUCCUGGUCUCCUUCAGAUUCUCGCAUCCGUGCCAAGACCAUAUAUGCCGUGUCAAGGAACCAAUUCCGUCAUGAGCUUGACGGAGUGCACUUCGAGAUCCAAGCCACCGAUCCCGAUGACAUGAAUCUAGAAGUUCUCAGGGGGCGUGCUAACAGAACCUGAUUCACUAGCGAGCAACCCAAAAUGCAGCUCGGAGGUCGCUGAUCUGAUGAGGCAUGACGUAGAAGUAUAGGCUGCCGAUCACACCCGGGCAUGCAUUGUUUCUUUUUACUUCUUCCUUUCCUUUUGGAGUUAUACUUCCGUGAUGUUUGCCUAACUACAUAGGUUCCCUCUAAUAUGAUGUGGACUGUGGAACCUUUCCUUGUUUUACAUAUAAUUGUAUACUAUGUAGUACUACGUCUAUUCUUGAAUA
Zea mays is the source of this 1060-nucleotide messenger RNA. RefSeq names its product actin-depolymerizing factor. The transcript has 3 exons. The record is from RefSeq and is a predicted model, not a curated record. Gene Ontology annotation, molecular function: actin binding. NCBI's taxonomy places the organism in Eukaryota, Viridiplantae, Streptophyta, Magnoliopsida, Poales, Poaceae. Gene Ontology annotation, biological process: actin filament depolymerization. Gene Ontology annotation, cellular component: actin cytoskeleton. Bases 235 to 810 code for a protein of 191 amino acids.